This is a messenger RNA of Corticium candelabrum, 1530 nucleotides long. RefSeq lists its product as uncharacterized. The coding region runs from base 104 to 1303 and encodes 399 amino acids. Lineage: Eukaryota; Metazoa; Porifera; Homoscleromorpha; Homosclerophorida; Plakinidae. The record is from RefSeq and is a predicted model, not a curated record. Gene Ontology annotation, molecular function: serine-type endopeptidase activity. The transcript has 2 exons. Gene Ontology annotation, biological process: proteolysis.
CUACGUUGUUUUUUGUUCCUCCCACGCAAUUGCCAUAAGACAUAUAGCCAGUUGACACUGCCGUUGCAAUCAGUUCUGGUAUUUCCAGAUCGAAGAAGUCUUCAUGAAUCAAUCACUGCUGUGUCCAAUUCUUUUGUUGCUAUUGUCAACUCAGCAAAGUCUCUCUUUAAGUUGCUCGAGCUAUUCACAAUUUGAUACAAGUCCAGAGAGAUUUGCAGGUCGCAUUCCUUCUAUUCGUUUUAGAGAAGAACAGAUCAGCCAGGCUCAGUUUAUUACCAAGAUCAGAAUCACUAAGGUUUAUGAAGGCACUCACAAGGAUGACAAAAUGUAUGCAGCAAAAUUGAUUUGCAACUUGAAAGGAAUACUUGAACAUUCAAGUAUGGAGAUAAAUGUUAGCCGAGGUGACAGAAAUUGUCAAGUUAUACAUAAACACACCAAGGCUGGAGACGACGUGAUUGUCUUUAUGAAUCAAACCAAUCGAGUUGGAGGAAUUUGGAAUCUAAACAGUCCUGGAAUGUUCAGUAUAAAGGAGUGGGAAAGAGACUAUCUCAGACAUCUUCCUGACAAUCAUUGCUUUAACGAUAUGAACAAUCUUACAACAACAACUAACAAAGCAAAACACAAAUCAAAUUCCUGUAGAUCUGUUGCUUCUGCUCAAAAGAAGAUAAACGAUUCUGUCAACUGCACGGACAUGCCAUGGCAUGCCUUCAUUUGGGAUCGUCAACUCUGCAAGACACAGUGCGAUGCGGUUGUAAUUCAUGACUCUUGGCUUCUGACAUCGGCUCGCUGUGUUAGUAACUACACACGCACACCAACACGUCUGGUAAUCAGUUUGGGAGUCAGCAAUGCUCGACAGAUGAGGAAGUCCUCUAGAGCAAAAUACGUUGUUUUACACCCACAGUGGCAGGCUCGAUCGGAUGGGCAAGGUGUGGCAUAUGACAUGGCACUAGUGAAGAUGAAGACAUCUAGACACAAUAAAGGAUUAUGUCCUACUGAACCAAUAUCAUUAGCAUCAAAUGGUGAUACCGUCACAGACCUUCACUGCUUGGGAUCCAAAACUGAUGUUCGUAACGGAUAUGUAAAGAAACUAAUUUUGAAUACGUCAAAUGCCGCAGUAGUAGAUACAGAUCAAACAGAAGCCAAUUGGGCAGCAACUGCAUGUAGAGUCCAAAAUGGUCAGUGGGUCUUGUUUCAAGUCCUUAGUGGCAUUUCCGGUCGAUUGACGGACCCCGUCUUGACAAAAGUCGACAACAACAAGAACGUCACCGACUGGAUAACUCACAAUAUCAACGAGCCUAAUUGAAUUUCCUGAUUAUGAACAAGUUUACAACGAGUAACUGUAUCUUCAAACGAAGAACAGAAAUAUGCAAUUUGAUUAGUUUAAUUAACGCCAUAGCGGUGAAGUUGUAAUUUCGCGGUAUAUUCGUAGUAGUAAGAAAACGGACAGAGCAAAUCGAUAACAAAAAUACUACAAUUCUUGCACUACAGUGUCAGCCAAUGUAUAGUAAAAUAAAAUUGUAAAACUUACAA